Macrobrachium nipponense is the source of this 982-nucleotide messenger RNA. RefSeq lists its product as uncharacterized. Bases 289 to 930 code for a protein of 213 amino acids. The record is from RefSeq and is a predicted model, not a curated record. The transcript is spliced from 2 exons. Lineage: Eukaryota; Metazoa; Arthropoda; Malacostraca; Decapoda; Palaemonidae.
UCGGCUGCUGCCUAGCCUAGCACUCCUGGUGCAGGCUGGCAGCAGUUCACGUAGGGAGGCAGUGGUGCACAGACAUGGUCAACUGCCACUACAGAUCCCAUUGAGUGCUGAGGUUGUCGGGGACGUUGAAGUAGCAAAUACCAAAGGAAGAGAGAAACGAGGAAAACUCGCCUUUCGUGUGCCUGUGGAUUAAGGCGAUUCUCGGCUGAAAGGGCCCUUCCGGAAACAGAACCCCUGCCGUACUCGUUUGAGUCGUUUCCGUUGCGUCCGCUGGCCUCUGCAUCGGUGAUGGAUCUAUCGUACAAGGAACUGGGAGAAAUCCAUCACAGGAGAGACAAGACACCGGCGCCUGUUACACAAAAGGACCCAGCAAAAAGGGGAGAGCACAUUAUCAAUAAUAACGUCCGUAAGGUUUACAAGGACAUUGUGAACGACUUCCUCGGUGAAAUUCGCUGCGGUAAUCUUGACAGUUUGCAAAGUAAGCUAGCGAAAACAGAUGUCUUGAAAUCAGUCAAGGAGCCUCUUCCAGAACCUAUUGACGAAUUCAUAGAAAAGCUGGUUGUUCACGUUUCAGGUCAGGUCAGCGACGAUAACUGCAUCAUCUACGGUAAGAAAAUUCUCGAACUACGAAAAGCCGUUGUGCAUCACAUGGUCACCUACUAUCAUACUUUGAAUGACGGCGACGGCAGAGACCUGAACCCAGUAGCAAGGAAUGCCCGCGAGAUAAUCAAUCAAUUUGUGGUCGCAGAGCAUUACAUUGAUAAACAAGCUCUGGACAUGUGGAAACGCAGCCAGCAGCAGGAAAACCAGUAUGAAGAAGCCAAGAAGGAGGUCAGGAAUAUGUUUCUGAAUCUUGAGGAUUUCUCAGGUGCAGGCCUUGUCACUAGCUGGGUCAGGGAAAUUCAUAGUGUUAUUAAUAGUGGGCAUUAAAUAUAUAUAUAUAUAUAUCUAUAUAUAUAUAUAUAUAUAUAUAUAUAUAUAU